CAAACUCAGUUUUUAUUGCCCGCGAUUCGAUUCAAAACAAUACUCGUAAUUACAAUCUAAGUAUCGCUUGGCUUUGUUACAGUUGUUGAUGAGUAUUCAACUGUGACAAAGCAAGUAGUUAUUUCCUUGUUACUUUUGUAAUGAUAACGUUUGACAUUGGUAAUAUGAAGAUUUUAAUUCUCUUCUUGUGUGUUGCAUUUUCGCGGGCGAAAAUUGAACAACAGAGAGUAGGGCCAGGAUACGAUUGUCCUUAUUGCCAGCCUGAACAGGUCCAUAUUUCCUUUGGAGAGAAGACGAACGAUAUAGUGGCGACAUGGUCGACAUUCAACGACACGGGCGAGAGCCGCGCACAGUACGGCGUCGGCCAGAUGGACCAGGAGGCUUCGGGGCGCAGUACGCUCUUCGUGGACGGCGGGCACGAGCGCCGCGCGCAGUUCAUACACCGCGUCCUCAUGAAAGAUCUAAAGCAUGACACCACAUAUGUGUACCAUGUGGGCUCCGAGUUCGGGUGGUCGGAGGAGUUCUGGUUCAAAACGCCGCCGGCCGGCGAGGAUUGGGUAGUGCGCGCCGCCAUAUUCGGUGACAUGGGCAACAAGAACGCACACGCGCUGUCGUACUUGCAAGACGAGGCGCAGCGCGGUCACUUCGACCUGAUCAUCCACGUGGGGGACUUUGCGUACGACAUGCACGACGAUAACGCCCGCGUUGGUGACCAGUUCAUGCGCCAGGUGCAGCCGCUGGCCGCGCUCGUGCCCUACAUGACCUGCCCCGGCAACCACGAGGAGGCCUACAACUUCAGCAAUUACCGCGCGCGGUUCUCUAUGCCGGGCGGCGCGGAGAGCCUCUACUACAGCUACGACGUGGGCCCUGUGCACUUCGUCUCCAUCUCCACGGAGCCCUACUACUUCCUGCAGUACGGCCUCAAGGUCCUAGAGAAUCAGUUCCGUUGGCUGCAUCGCGACCUCAGCGAGGCCAACCGGGAGGAGAACAGGCGACUUCGUCCGUGGAUCGUAAUCUACGGACACCGGCCCAUGUACUGUAGCAACGAGCAUGUGCUCUGCGAGGACAACUAUCUGCCCACGCGAGUCGGGCUCCCACUGCUGGGCAUGGGCAUGGAGCCGCUGCUGAAGCAGUACGGCGUGGACCUGGUGGUGUGGGCACACGAGCACUCGUAUGAGCGGCUGUGGCCGGUGUACGAUGAGCAAGUGUACAAUGGCUCGCUGCAUCAGCCCUACACCAACCCCGGCGCGCCAGUUCACAUUGUGACAGGCUCUGCUGGAUGUCAGGAACGUAUCGAUCCCUUUGUCUCCAAGCCCCCGAGCUGGUCCGCCUUCAGAUCCACUGACUACGGAUACACGCGCUUCUUCGCUCACAACAAGACUCACAUACACAUUGAGCAGGUGGAUGCGGAUCUAAAGGGUGAAGUAAUCGACUCUUUCUGGCUCAUCAAACAUCGCCACCAUCCCUUCUACAAUUUGUAGACUUACCCCUAGCGAGGGGGGAGCGGGGGGGGGACUUAGGAAUAAGUCAUAUAAGUCGGAGUUUGCGAAACCGACAAAAUAGCAAAUAUCGGCCUGUCAUCAAAACUGUGAUCUAAUUAUUAUAUUCGGAAAAUAGUUUGUCGGAAUUUUUUGACAUUUUA
This is a messenger RNA of Papilio machaon (common yellow swallowtail), 1642 nucleotides long. Its product is annotated as acid phosphatase type 7. The transcript has 10 exons. The coding region runs from base 141 to 1481 and encodes 446 amino acids. Gene Ontology annotation, molecular function: acid phosphatase activity; metal ion binding. Lineage: Eukaryota; Metazoa; Arthropoda; Insecta; Lepidoptera; Papilionidae. The record is from RefSeq and is a predicted model, not a curated record.